Chenopodium quinoa (quinoa) is the source of this 2509-nucleotide messenger RNA. Its product is annotated as serine/threonine-protein phosphatase 7 long form homolog. NCBI's taxonomy places the organism in Eukaryota, Viridiplantae, Streptophyta, Magnoliopsida, Caryophyllales, Amaranthaceae. The record is from RefSeq and is a predicted model, not a curated record. Gene Ontology annotation, biological process: meristem maintenance; meristem development. Bases 282 to 1250 code for a protein of 322 amino acids. The transcript has 5 exons.
UGGGUAAAACGCUGUCCGAGACAGCGUUUUAUUCCCUGUUUUUUUUUUUAAAUGAAACGCUGUCCGGGACAGCGUUUCAUGGCCAUAUAUCAGCAUGUUCACUUCAGCAGAAUGCGCAAGAACUCAACCUCAACGCUUUCCCUCCUCCCUCUCACACUAAACCACGACCGUACUCAAACACCCGCAUUGCCGCCGCCGCCCACCCUUGCGCCACCGCUGCUGCCGCCACCUUGCUGCUGCCCUCCUCCCUCUCACACUCACUCACUCAAUUUCGUGAUACGAUGGACGGUGAAGAUCGUACGCCUGGACCCGUUGACCCUUCUGUGCUUACACUACAGGGCACACACCGCAGCGUUGCCGUAUGGGAUCAGACGGUUGAUCCGGCAAAGCAGCUCGUUUGCAGGCAUUACACCACCAGGUUCAUGGUGGGGUGGGGAAUCGAUCCUCGCGUUUUGGCGUACGUCGAGUUUUUCGGUUUAGGUGGUUUUCACCGUAUGGCGUAUAGGGAGAUCGAUCGAGCGCUUGUCACUGCGCUCGCGGAGAGGUGGAGACAGGAGACGCACUCCUUCCACCUACCUGUUGGUGAGACGACCGUUACGUUACGGGACGUGGCGAUUCUUACGCGCCUUCCAGUACAUGGGUCUGCGGUGACAGGACACGCGUUAGUCGAUCCCGUCGGUUUGGUUGGUCGGGUACUUGGUGUCCAGCCAGGUCCCGCCGAUAUUAGGGGAUCCGGGUUGAGGACCGGCUGGGUCCGUGAGACUUUCCGUGAGCUACCACCAGGGGCUGAUGACGCCCAGGUUCAGAGAUACGCCCGGGCGUACUUGUUCUUCCUCAUCUCGGGCGUGUUGUUCGGGAAUAAGAGCGGGAGCCAUCUCCAGCUCAUUUACAUGCAGCUGUUGGACCACGACUGGGAUCAUAUCCGAGGCUACAGCUGGGGUAGCGCCUGUCUGGCGACGUUGUAUCGCCAGCUGUGCAGAGCAUCCCACGUAGGUGCUAACGAGAUUGGAGGUCCCCUGAUUGUCCUCCAGUUCUGGGCUUGGGAGCAUAUCCAUGUAGGCAGACCUGCGAUACACCGUCGGGGGGAGCAGGACCAGGACGACCAGUACCAGGCGUACGAUGCUCCCCCGCUCCCUACACCGGAUGAGGCAUAUGGUUGCAGGUGGGUGGUACCCAGGCUGACACAUGCUCAUGCGGCGAGGGGUCUUCCGUAUUACCGAGACGCCCUAGACCGACUCACCGAGGGCUAGUAUUAUCUGUUGUAUUCCCUGUUAUUUUGUAUAAUGAUGUACAUAACACUUAUGAAAUUAAUAUAAUAAAUCUUUUUUGAAUGACUCCGUGUGUGCUUUGAAGUUAAUUUGGUGGUUGGACUGUUGUUGGGCUGUUUCGAGUUUUCUGCAGUGCUUAAAGUUGACGGAACUCCCAGAAUAUGGUGGUGGUACGUGGUGGGGAGUGGCGGAGUUGGUGGUCGACGGUGGUGGGGUAGGGCUGUGGAGCUGGCUGUUGUGGUGGCUGUUGGAGGACUGCAGCAUGCAAGCUGUUUGCUGAAGCUUGUUUUCUGCCUGGAUGCUGGUUGCUGUUUCCAGCAGAAAAGCGCUGUCUGAGACAGCGCUUUAUGUUCAAGAAUAAAGCGCUGUCUGAGACAGCGUUUUAUGUUCAAGCAUAAAGCGCUGUCUGAGUCAGCGCUUUAUGUUCAAGCAUAAAGCGCCAUCUGAGACAGAGCUUUAUGUUGAACAUAUAAAAUAGUUGUAGUUGAAUUUUUUUUAAAAAAAAAACCAGGGGUAAAACGCUGUCCGAGACAGCGUUUUAUGCUGGAAGCUUAGUUUGGUAAAUAGUUUUGCCACGCAACCAUUUUCGUAAAUAGUUUCCGUUUAAAGCUCAAUUUGGUAAAACGUCCGACAAUGUGAGCUAUACUUGGGAUUAAAGAGUACAUCAAUAAGCAGAUUUAAUUACCAUCUCAGUUCCAUAUUAGUUUACAUGAGCAAGAUGGAGUAACUAGUUAUACCCAUGGUCUCAAAGUUAAUUACACGAUUUUUUCUCGGCUAAAAGUAGAAAAAAUAAACAUAACAUACCAUUUUAUCAAGGUGAUAAAUUUGGAAUGGAAAAUAUGUUAUCUAGGAGAAAUCCAUAACAAUCAAUUAAUCCUUUAAUCAGAACACUUAAUGAAGUUACUUUUACUAGGAGAAAUCCAAGUAUAUCACGUACCUGAUUAACUUGGAAAUUGGAAUGCAAAUCAUGUGGCAAACUUACGAGUAUUUAUAUCAAUCAUCAAUGUAGCAUUGUGCCAUUGUUCAGUGUUCACAUUAAAACCACGAAUGUAUGCAACAAGCAAGCGGUUCUACCGUAAAUCUGCUAAUUAUUUUAGUGGUUUUAUCCAAAAUAUUAAAAGUCGUUUGCCCCUUGAUUUUGUAUGUGUCGUUUAUUAAGGAGAUAAGUUGGGGCUUAUUCCUUUUAUUAUUGUAUUGAAUCAUACAAAAAUAAGCAAAAUAAUGUUGAAUUAUGAUGGAGA